Zea mays is the source of this 300-nucleotide messenger RNA. The record is from the annotation of a RefSeq genome assembly. NCBI's taxonomy places the organism in Eukaryota, Viridiplantae, Streptophyta, Magnoliopsida, Poales, Poaceae.
AUGGGAGCUGAUUACCCAAAAAAUCCCUGGGAAAAAAGAAAAGAUAUCUCGGUAACGAAAACCAUAGGAGGCUGUAUUGGCGAGAUCCAAGGGUUCACAGCAGCCCAAAAGAAAAACCGCCUGGAAGUCCGAGGACCUUUAGUACCGUACCGAACCAGCAGCCUUCGCGCCAAGCGACGACCGCCCUUGUCCCUUUCCUUUUUCCAUUCAGCCUACUUCUUAGCUUUGUUCCGUCAGUCUAAGGCAAAGUCCGUGACGAAGAUCUUUCUAUCAAUAGAUAGGAAUGAGUGUUCGUUAUAG